Oncorhynchus mykiss (rainbow trout) is the source of this 3173-nucleotide messenger RNA. RefSeq names its product G protein-coupled receptor 137c (gene gpr137c). Gene Ontology annotation, cellular component: lysosomal membrane. NCBI's taxonomy places the organism in Eukaryota, Metazoa, Chordata, Actinopteri, Salmoniformes, Salmonidae. Gene Ontology annotation, biological process: positive regulation of TORC1 signaling. The record is from RefSeq and is a predicted model, not a curated record.
GCAUUUCAUUGAUUUCAACACAAUGUGUGAUGGAAAGGGAGCCAAGAUGGCGUUGGAAGAGAGCUAGUUCAAGGCUGCAGCUUAUUGGUCAGUAGGCGGGAUCUAAACUGCAGCUUCACUCAGCUGAUCUCUCCCUACUUCACGUCCCCUUUUUUUCCUGAGUUGUUUUUUUGCACAGAUGAGCUGCUUUGCAGAGACUGGAGGGUUUUCUUGUUUGUCUGUUUUAUACCUAUAGCUGUUAAGUCAUCCGUUCUGUCGUUAACCCUCGGAUUUAUGUCGGUAGGUGGUUGGUUAGUUAGUUAGUGUAGUAUUAUUAAGCUCGUGCAUUUGUUUUUGAGUGGACAUCAAAAAAUAAAUUAUACAAAAUUCGUGGGAAAUACAUCAAAAACUGGAUCUUCUACUAUAUUAGAAUAAAACAUUAGAUAUGCUUAUUUAAGUCGUUGUUGUUACGCUUAUCCGUUCGCUAUGUUGUUGAAAGAAAACCAGGUCAGCUUAAGUGUUUUCACGUCUGUAACGGACUCAAGUGAUGAACCGAUUCGAGCUGCGGUUCCUCCAUCUGUGGAGCUCGGACUCACCAUUGUUUAUACCAUCCUAUAUUCGCUACUUUUUGUGUUUGUUUACUUGCAACUUUGGCUCAUUUUGCGUUAUGGACACAAGCGCUUCAGCUACCAGAGUGUCUUUCUUUUUCUCUGUUUGCUGUGGUCAGCGCUAAGGACUACAUUAUUUUCAUUCUACUUCAAGAACGUUGUCCAAGCAAACCAGUUGCAGCCUUUGCCUUACUGGCUGUUGUACUGUUUUCCAGUAUGCCUCCAAUUUUUCACUCUGUGUCUGCUCAAUCUUUAUUUUGCACAGGUAAUGUUUAAAGCCAAAGCAAAAUAUUCUCCGGAGCUCAACAAAUACAAGCUGCCCAUGCAUCUGGCGUUCAUCUUUGCCAGCCUUUUCUUCCUCGUAGUAAACCUGACAUGCGCCAUGCUGGUGCAGGGGGGCAUAGGGGGUGGCAUGGGGGGCGAGGCGGGCGAGGCAGAGGUGCGGCAGGUGGUGCUGGCCCGGGUGCUGGUCAACGACAGCCUCUUCGUACUCUGCGCCAUCUCGCUGGCUGUGUGCAUUUUCAAGAUUGCCAAGAUGUCCUCGUCCAACGUCUACCUCGAAUCCAAGGGUACGUCAGUGUGCCAAGCUACUGUCAUAGGUGCUGCAGUCAUCCUGCUCUACACGUCCAGGGCCAGCUAUAACCUGGUGGUGGUGGCUCUCUCUCCAGAGAACCGUCCCAGCGCCUUUAACUACAGCUGGUACAACGUCUCUGACCAGGCAGACAUAGAGAAGAUCAGUGGAGAGGCCUACAUCAUCUUUGGGAUCAUCCUCUUUUUCUGGGAGCUGCUACCCACCAGUCUGGUCGUGGUCUUCUUCAGGGUACAGAGGCCCAAUCAGAACCUAGCACCAGGAGGAAUGAUCAACAGUCACAGCUUCAGUUCCAAGGCCUAUUUUUUUGAUAACCCCCGGAGGUACGACAGCGAUGAUGACCUGUCCAGGAGCAACAACUCCAGAGCAGAUCGACCGAAUAGUUUCCUGUCCUCGACGCCCCAGUUGGACCCCAGCUGGUACAGCUCCACCCAGAGGAACGGCAGCCUUACGGGGAUCCCCCAUCUCCCCACCGGCUCCCAGACCUCCACUGCACCCCUUCUCCUAGCCUACGGCAACAUCCAUUCCAACCAGCACCAUAACUACUAUUCCACCCCCCAGAACUACUAUUCUACCCCCCAGAAUCACUACUGCACCCCUCAGAACUAACCACCCCCGCCGUCCCCAGUAGAUACCCCUGAAAGUAAUCCAGAAAACACUCAGGAAAGGGGCGCUCCUGACCUUCAGCUACAUGGCUACGACCCUCUGGGUUACCCUAGCGAUCCUGUGACUGGCGCUGUGUGGCCACACCUCCCUCAUUCCAGCUUUCAACCCGGUCCCACCCCACCAGGGCUACUUAACUACCGUCUUGUUGUAGGCAUGGUGACGACCAUUGAGAUUUCUAGGGCCAGACGAGGGGAGAUCAUUUGAGGUCAGUGGUGGUUAGGGAAUGGUCAGCUGAGUGAUAUUCUGUUUAUUAAAAAAGCUUUCCAACAUGUCUAUUACCACAGUCCUGAAACAGAGGUCUGCUACCCAACCCGAGCCCAACGGCCCCCGACAUUAUACAUCGGGUUAGGGCCAGGUAGGGUCUUUUUUUCAUCAAUAACUAGAGAACGGGCAGGGCUCGGGUAUCACUAGAUUGAUCACUAACAUUUUGAAGCUGAACCAUUUGUGUGUUCUCUGCUGCGCAGUACAGUCAUAUUUAACUAAGUUCUUCAACCACAUUACAUAUAAAACAGGAAAGAUUAUUUCACAGAAAAUAAAUGUUCCUUGAGUUUUUUAGGAGUUUAGAGUGAUGAAAAGUAGCCCAAGCAGAGCCAUUGCUAUGGAUACUCAGACUCAGAGCCACCAUGAGCUGAGCGGAUGCAGAGCGAGUGACAGACGGAGGAGCAGCUAAUGGAUUUACAAACUGAGGAAGUUAUUUCUGAUUUGGGGUUUUUGGCAGGGCAUUAAAUUUGGCAGAAGCAAUUGGGCCUGGGUAGUGUAGGGCCUGAACGUUGUGGGCAUGGGUAGGGCUCGGGCUUUACACUCUUGUCCGUGCAGGGCUCUUCCUGGAACAUUGUACUAUUCCUAAGAAGUGUUUGUAAGGAAGGGAUUGUGCUUCUCAGCUUUUCCACACACACACACUCUAUGUUUGUCGGACAUCAAACAGAAAAGUUAGUCCUCUAUCUCUUUCAAGGACCAGACAAGUACAUGGACCAGGAAGGACCAGGAAGGGUUAAUAAAUUUCCUAUUUUGCUUUGGUCCAGUGGGCAGUUCUCCCCGCUACCCCCUGCACACAGACUCCCCUCCAUGAGUCUGGAGGUGACAUUUGCACUUGAAAAAAUCCCCUCACUUCACAUUCUGAGGACAAGACUCUGGCUUUAAUGUAGACUUGGAUCUUUAUACAAUCUCAGACUUUGUGUUCCUUCCCUGGACCAUGUCUCAUUUCCCUGUAAAGACCAGUUGUUAUCUGAGCAAUGAGACAUCCAUGACCAUGUCCUUCUAAACCAGCACCAAAUGGGGCUAGAAUCAUGGGCAAUGCUCUCAGUAUUCGAGCCCAAUGUGCACUGGGACAC